UCCUCAAUCUUCACGAAAUAGCUGCCACCACCAUAGAUGUCUGCUUCUUGGUUAUUUUCCACUCCUUGUUCGAAGCUGAAUUACCACCUCUGCCGCCACCGCCGCCGUAACCACCGCCUGAUUUUCUCGCCGUCGUUCUUAUUUUCCGGCACCGGAAAACAAAUGGCCACCACUAACAGCGCCAGCGUCGGUGCAUUUACAACACUCAAAGAAAGAGUCACUUUUGAAAAAGAAAUCAAAAAAAGCAAAUUUAUUGCCAUUUCUGGUCAUAUUCCAGACGAGGGUUCUGCUCAAUCUUUCCUUUCUGAGGUACGAGAUCCUAGAGCUACACAUAAUUGUUGGGCGUACAAGGUUGGAGAACAAUAUCGGACUAAUGAUGAUGGCGAACCAUCUGGUACUGCUGGCAAGCCAAUACAUUCUGCAAUUGCAUCCUCAGGAUUGGAUAGAAUCAUGGUUGUUAUUAUCAGGCACUUUGGAGGAAUUAAACUUGGCACUGGAGGUCUAGUAAGAGCUUAUGGAGGAGUAGCUGCAGAAUGUUUGAGAAAUGCUCCUACAUGUCUCAUAAAAUCUAAAGUCCCGAUGGGCUUGGAGGUUCCUUUUGAACUAUUAGGAGUCUUAUACCAUCAGCUACAGUCUUUCCAGGCAGAAGAUAUCAAGCAGGAUUAUGAUACCGGGAAAGAUGGAGUCACCAUGGUCACAUUCAAAGUUGAUUUUGACCGUGCACAAGGUUUAGAGGAAGCUAUUAAGGCCAACUGCAGUCGUGACAUUGUAUUCUACAAACGCUAGAAUUUUUCCAUAUCACUUUGUCUGAUGGUUUUAGUUCCAUCCUGAUGGAACUUAUGGAGAUCUGAAAUACCUUCUGCUCCAGAAACAAGCUGCACGUCUAGAUGGUUAAUAACAUUCCCUCAUUCUUGAAAGGAUGGCAUUGCUUUUGUUGACUCCAAAGUCUGAGCUGACUAGCUCUAUACCUGAUGAAUCCCUGAGAUCCAGUGGCGCACAGUUUGAAACUCGGAGUCAUUAUAGGAGACAGCAUGAGAGGUGGUAUGUCCUCAUUUGCUCAUAUGUUCAUACAGCUUCUAGAAAUACAUACUUGUAGUGUCUUCCCAUACUUUUUGUUUUUGUUCUAUCUGUUGUUUUUGUUAUUAUCUGUGGUUUCUUGUCCUUCCGGUACUCCUUUUGUGAACUGCUUUGGAUUGUUUUUCCUUAAGCCAAGGGUCUAUCCGAAACAACCUCUCAAUAUAUGAGGUUAGUACAACACUGCAUAUGGUAUAACUUCUUCUUGCUAGUUCAUAUGAAAGAACUAUUCUGUAUUGGUCAAAUGGCACCAUAUAGACUCAAUUGCUAACAACUCUAUUUCACACCGAUGUAGGACUCUUUAACAGACUCAG
Molecule: messenger RNA, 1388 nt
Organism: Solanum dulcamara
Lineage: Eukaryota; Viridiplantae; Streptophyta; Magnoliopsida; Solanales; Solanaceae
Exons: 6
Coding region: 37-786 (249 amino acids)
Biological process (GO): regulation of translational initiation
Cellular component (GO): cytoplasm
Source: RefSeq, a predicted model, not a curated record